CUUUUUCGGCGCAUAAUCUCCAUGCUGAAGGAAAAAUGCUCGAGACGCAUGGAAUAAUCAGUGGGGCCACCGUGACGAGGUAUUUGUUGCCGCGAGAGAACGACCAAGCCAAGGCGAAUCUGGACCUUGCGCAAUUACGGACACUGUUUGAAGUCCUCAGGUAACAUGGUGCGCGAAGACCGACGGUGGAUUCGAUCCACAGUGCCGCUUAAGAAGACGUCACCAGUUAAAACUGGUCUAGUGUAUUGCGCGACAUACUCGGAACCAUCUAUGCAUGCGGAUGGAUGUCUGGGAACAAUUCGCGCAAUUCCCACCCCGAACUCAAGUGUGGACUCGACUCGCGCAACUAGUUUCAUUACUGGGCUCUGAAAUACAUGGGUCCGUCGGUAACUUGGAUUCGGGUGGCAUCGGAAAGCGCUGGUGUGAGCGACUGAGUUGGUUGUAGCGACAGUCCUGAAGGGGGGCUUGACUCAUGCCACACAUAUUUUAUACAGCAGACGGAGGAUCGGGCAUGCUCGCAGUGGAAGCAGCUUAGAUAGCACUGCCAGCGGUGCUACUUUGCGGGGGGGUCCACCGGCCGUGCAUUCGGCCACAAGUGGAGAAUCGACCCCACUGGUGGCACAAGUCCGUGCAGCCUCUCGGAGGGGCCGACAGUUCUGGAAGAGGCGACGUGUCUCCGCACCGCGCCACGUUCGACAUCGACACACCUCGGGUAAGACGUUUCUUGCGUUGGCUGCGUGUGCGUCGUCGGGUCGCUGUGGCCACGGGAGUAGGCGGCAGUGCAGUCUUUGGGGAGGAGGUCACGCGGGAAGAUGUUCGGCGUUCGUGGGUCGUGUGGUGGCAAGCUGUCAUGGGGGUCAGCGUGAACUCGAUGGUGAGCGGGUGUUCAGGAGAUUCCUCCGCCCCUUCGUUCGACAUUGCAAUGCCGUCGUCGUCGCCGUGGUCGACGUUCAUCAGGUCAAACCCACAGCAGAGCUCGUCCGCGUCGUUGUUGUCGUCGUAAAGGUCGUCAUGGUUCUCAAGCAAGUCCGUAGACGUGUGGGUGGAGAUGGCCAGGCCUUCGGCCAGGAUGUCUGGUACGCGGAUGGCCUUUAGACGGUCCCAUAUGGAAGAGGAUUCUGAUGGCAUCUCAAGGAUGUUGUCCAGGGCCUUGGUUGGUGUCCGGAAGGGUGAAUCCACGAUCGGUUCAUUGUCCGACGACCUAAAGCGCUUGAAAAAAUCGGGUGGAGACCACCGGCGGGGCCGCUCCGUCAACUCUUCGUGGCGCAGCACGAUGUCCACUUCGACAUCGUCGUCGUCUUCAGCAGGGUUUGCUGGGUUUGUCGAUGCAGCUUUCACUGGAGUGGCGGUUGGCGCUUCAAACUGCCGCUUCUUCAAUUGCAGUGCAGCCGCCUUCUUCUUGGUGUCGGCAAUCACGGGGGAAAUGCCGAAGGAAUCCGGUAGGCCAAGUCUUGAAGGCAAGGGUGUCAACGCGCUUGUCAUCACGUCAGGGAGUUGAACUUGCAAGAGCCGACUGCUUUUGCGUGAGGACGGCGCGGGGGUUGCAAACUCCUGCGGCGUUGACUCAUGGGGUCUGCGCAUCUGGGAGGCAGAUUCAACGGGCGAUUGAAAGCUAUCGCCAAACGACGUCGACGUGGUGAAUGAGGUGAUGACGUGCAUUGUGCAGCUUGUGGACGUCUCUGUCGCUACAUUCGAUGACACCAUGGAAUUCUGUAGAGAGUGCUGCUUUUCAUCGCAUUCUUCUUCCUCGGUAUGGGCUCUUGAGACCAUGAAGGUGCUUCGAGGCUUGAUUGGGGUCACAAAUGCAUUAACGAGGCUUCUUGUCCACGGUUGCUUCGCUGGAGGGGUCUGAAUGGAGCUGUUGCUUUCGUCAGAUUGCUCCGCCGAUCGUAGCCACGACGAGACUCGAUUUGUCACCUCUGGAAGGCGCGCUGUCGUGGCACUAAGGUCGUUCACCUCGCCCUCUGCGUACUUUCGCAGCACAAGCAACCCAGGGCCGUACAAGUCUUCAAUCGACUUCAUGUAAUACUGCUUUUUCAUGUCGUCAAGCGUGAUGUGGAGCUUUCCAGUGGCUGCAAUGCGCGUGCAUUCGGCCUCCGUUAGCGCGUGGGAUGCGAAGGCUGCGUCCAUCUGUGUGUCGUUCGUCUUGGGUUGCUUCCGACUAUCAAAGCGAGCCAG
This is a messenger RNA of Aphanomyces invadans, 2178 nucleotides long. RefSeq lists its product as hypothetical. Bases 1049 to 1498 code for a protein of 149 amino acids. The record is from RefSeq and is a predicted model, not a curated record. The transcript has 2 exons. Lineage: Eukaryota; Oomycota; Saprolegniomycetes; Saprolegniales; Verrucalvaceae.